Saimiri boliviensis boliviensis (Bolivian squirrel monkey) is the source of this 1624-nucleotide messenger RNA. RefSeq names its product myosin light chain 4 (gene MYL4). Lineage: Eukaryota; Metazoa; Chordata; Mammalia; Primates; Cebidae. Gene Ontology annotation, biological process: cardiac muscle contraction. Gene Ontology annotation, cellular component: A band; myosin II complex. The record is from RefSeq and is a predicted model, not a curated record. Gene Ontology annotation, molecular function: calcium ion binding; actin monomer binding.
AAUAGAAAUGAGUACGAAAACGACCGAUCCUACUCGUCCCCUCCACCCUCUCACGUAAGACAAAAACAACAACAACAAAAAACCUCCGCAAACUUGCCCCACCAUCGCUAACAUCAUCCAAGCUCUGAUCAAAUGUGCUUCUCGGUCAUCGUGGAGGCAAGAGAGCGUCCGGGGAGCGUUUUCGGACCCUCUUCCCCCACCCCGGGUCCAGCCAGGCCCCUGGACUGACAGGAAGGGCUGGCCGGACGUUGGCUCGGACGCGAACGGCGGUUAUGCUCAACGAAGCCGCCUACACUAAGGGUGAAAGGAACGAAGGGCCCGAGGUAACGCGGCUCAGGUUGCGGCCAAGGCCUCCGAACUGACGAAGCAUAGGCAGGACUCGGCGGCAGGGGAGGCGGGAGAAGCAGCCCGGCCUAGGCCGCACCAGGCCGCGGAGUGGCCCUACGCUGCUUCCCGACAGAGGCUGUGAGCCGGGCCUCAGAGAAGAGAGUUAUCAUUACCUGGACGGGUUCCUGCAGCACCGUCAUCCUCGAGGAUCACUUUCUGCAGCGCCUCAGGCCCCCCCGGUUAGCGGCUCCGACCCGGCCAGCCCCGGCUCAUUUAAACUCACCAGCGACCGUUACCGGGGGAUGGGGGAGGCCGAGCGUUGCCGAGUGCCUCCGAGCGGGACACGGAAACACCCGAAGUGGAGAAAGCCGAGCGGGAACCAGACGGAAAAGCCCGAGGUAUAUCGGAAAUGCCCGAGGUGGGUCGACGAGGAAAAAAUUAUUGCCGGAAAUUGUCGAGGAUUACCGGAAACUACCGAGUCUGACCCUGAGCAUCUCUCCUCUGACAAAGAUCCCAACAAGACAACAUGGCUCCCAAGAAGCCUGAGCCUAAGAAGGAGGCCGCCAAGCCAGCUCCAGCUCCAGCCCCUGCGCCAGCCCCUGCCCCAGCUCCUGAGCCUCCCAAGGAACCUGCUUUUGACCCCAAGAGUGUAAAGAUAGACUUCACUGCUGACCAGAUUGAAGAGUUCAAAGAGGCCUUUUCACUGUUUGACCGGACCCCGACUGGAGAGAUGAAGAUCACCUACGGGCAGUGCGGGGACGUGCUGCGGGCCCUGGGCCAGAACCCCACCAACGCCGAGGUGCUGCGCGUGCUGGGCAAGCCCAAGGCUGAAGAGAUGAAUGUCAAGAUGCUGGACUUUGAGACGUUCUUGCCCAUCCUGCAGCACAUCUCCCGCAACAAGGAGCAGGGCACCUAUGAGGACUUCGUGGAAGGCCUGCGUGUCUUUGACAAGGAGAGCAAUGGCACGGUCAUGGGCGCUGAGCUGCGGCACGUCCUUGCCACCCUGGGAGAAAAGAUGACUGAGGCUGAAGUGGAGCAGCUGUUAGCUGGGCAAGAGGAUGCCAACGGCUGUAUCAAUUACGAAGCCUUUGUCAAGCACAUCAUGUCAGGAUGAGGCAGAAUCUUCCGGGUGCCUGGCCCUUGGCCUUAGCCAUACCAGGGUGAGUUAGAGAGAGGUCCCGGAUGUGAGCUGAGACAGUCCUGGACUGAUCACCACGCCAGUGCCCCAAGGACCUCACAGCCCCUCCCUGUUUAAUAAACAGCUCCAAUAUGGCCAGGCUGGGCUCCAGGAUUCUGA